AUGGGCGUCCGGGAGAGCAAAACUCUGAAGGCUAUUGCCGAGGAGGCGACACAGCGAGUGUCGGAACUCUCGCCACGGGAUGUGACUGACAUCGUUUGGGCCCUGGCGCAUGCGCAGACCCCAGCCCCUGGCUUCAUGGCCGCAGCCGCCGGAUAUGCCAAGGCGCGGCAGUCCUCUUUCGGCACCCAGGAGCUGCUGCGUUUUCUGGGAGCCUUCCGCCGGGCAGGAGGGGAUGCCGAAGCGUACGCCGAGAUGACUUCAAGGCAGCAGGAACUGCGCUACGACUUCCCGGCGCUGGGGGGUUUACAGGUCGCUCUCCAGGCCGCGACCCCCGGGCAGCCAAGUCGCACGCGGCGCCGCGUGCGUGCAGCCGCACUGCGAGAGCAGUCGGAGCUAAAGGGAGACCCACAGCGAGCAGAUGGAGGAACUACAGGAGUAGCGCUGUGGGAGGCCUCCUUCGUGCUGGCCGAGUGGCUAUCCAGGCAGGGGGACGGUCACGGCGGUCUACUGGCCUGCAGUGCCCUGCAGGAGCUGCUGACCGGAGCUGGCAAAGCCCAGAGUGCCAGAUGGCGCAGAUGGCGCGGCAAGGUGGGGGUGGAGCUGGGCGCUGGCCUGGGCCUGCCGUCGAUCGUUGCCUCGCAGCUGGGCGCCCAUGUCGUGGCAACGGACGGCGACGCCUCUGUCCUGACGCUGCUUCGGCGGAAUGUGGAGGAGAACCGAGGAUCAGGCGCCUUGCGGGCAGAGGCGUUGCUGUGGGGCUCCGAGGACCCCCUCUCCAAGAUUGGCCUCGACGAGCGUCCGGACUUCCUCCUCGCUGCAGAUGCAGCCAGUUUCAAGGGCGGGGCGUAG
This is a messenger RNA of Symbiodinium necroappetens, 849 nucleotides long. Lineage: Eukaryota; Dinophyceae; Suessiales; Symbiodiniaceae. The record is from the annotation of a GenBank genome assembly.